This is a messenger RNA of Mya arenaria, 1676 nucleotides long. RefSeq names its product cadherin EGF LAG seven-pass G-type receptor 1-like. Gene Ontology annotation, molecular function: cadherin binding; calcium ion binding. The record is from RefSeq and is a predicted model, not a curated record. Gene Ontology annotation, cellular component: membrane; catenin complex. Lineage: Eukaryota; Metazoa; Mollusca; Bivalvia; Myida; Myidae. The transcript is spliced from 5 exons. Bases 81 to 875 code for a protein of 264 amino acids.
GGCAGCUCUCAGCCCUUGUCCUAUGCAGUGAGUUUUAGUUUGGAUUUGAUUGCAAAUAGGAACGUACUUACAACAUCAAGAUGGAUUUGAGGAUGUUUGCCGCUUGUUUGAUAAUGACUGUCUUUUUAAUCAAGCAUUCUGACGCCGCCAUCACUCAAUGGCAAGGUACACAGGCUGAUGGCUCUGCUCUUCCUACUUUUCCUGGUGGAGCUAACGCACUUGCUCCCACGGCGAUUUCCUUGAGUGAGACUGCAACAGGGGAACUGUUCACCAUUACUGCAACAGAUGGUAGUGAAACACUUUCAUACACAUUUGCGGACGGCGGCAACCCUAGCAGCAUUGCCGAUAACACCAUCCCUAGCACAGGAAUUGUCACACUCGCUACUGGAAAAUCACUGGACUUCGAAACAGGGCCAACACUCGUUUUUAAAAUUAUCGGCACAUCAACUGCAGCUUCAGCUAAUACGGGAACAGCGACGCUGACGUUGAGCGUCACUGACGCCACUGUGUGGACUCAGUCAGAGUAUGUCGCAUGUUUAUCUGCAACUUCGAUGGCUGCAGGGGAAAGUAUCGGUACCUAUGCUUCUACUGAUGCCACAAGUGCCCAAACUGUGGCAUACACAAUCUCGGGUGGUACUGACCAGAACAGUUUUGCUAUUAGUUCCACUACUGGGGCGUUGACCGUGGCAGCUUCAAAAACGCUGGAAACAACCACAAAAUAUCUUUACACCGUUGAGUUGACGGCAACUGUAGCUAGCGUUACACCUGGAACCACAAACGUCUAUGUAGCAUUGGAAUGUUCCAGCGGGGCUGGCCAGAUAACUGGUCUACUUGGCGCUCUCCUGAUGUCCGUGCUCACAACGCUUUUCCGCUAAUCGACAUAUGAUCUUAGUUAAGAAAGACUGGAAAAUGAGAAUAGUUCUUUUUCAAAUAGUGUGUCUCUAUUUCUUUUUAUUAAAUUAAGUAACGAUUUCAUUAAAUUUUAUCCUAAUAGCAUCCAGAAUAUUUACAGACUUUACUAUCCUUGGUAUUGUAAUAUAUAAGAAACUGAGAUAAUAAAUUAAAACCAAAACAAGAUGCAACAUUCCUGAUAACAAUUUAUAUUUAACAAGUGGUGUUUUAUGUUUUGUUUGAUGUGUUAUUCUUUAUUACCGCAUUGUGUGAUACAAGGCUUUUUUCGCUAUGGACACCGAUGUCGGUUUGCCUUUUCUUCAUGUAUGAAACCCUUGUCUGGGAUAGAUAUGGAACUUACUUGACGAACAGAACAUUUGUUAAGACUGAAAAAGAGUCCUUACCUUAUGAAUUUAGUUAUUUUGUGUUUUGUUAGAUACAUUUACAAAUGGUUUAAUUACAGUUAUUCAAUGUUUAUAUUAUUUGUAACAGUUAUAUCUGUCUCAGACAAAAGUAAAGAAAUCUUUGUCUUAGCAAGUAGAUAGGCUUAUAUACGAUGAUCGGUCCUUUAUGAAAUUCCUUCGGGUUUUGAAAACGGAUUUGACAUCAAUCCUCUUUCUAAAGGUUUAUAACUAAACAAACAGACAGAGCAUUAUUUUAUGACACGUGUGUUGAUGAACUAUCAAUAUAAUGUUUACCUAAAGAAAAAUGUUGACGCUAAUCUAGUAUCUAGUUACUUAAUUGAAAGUAUAUAUAUUUGUUUAUUUAUUGGAAACAUAUUUUAA